AUGGGCCGGAGGCCUAAUCCUUUGAUCCUGACCUACUUUGAACGCGGCCCCAAGCUCUCCGACAACAGCAACCGAUAUCCGCACCGAUGCAAGGCCUGCGGUGAAGACUUCCCCAAAGGUCGGAUCGAUAGUUUGACCAACCAUCUCACCAAGCGAUGUCCCGCCAUCUCCGAGGCAGAGAGGAUCAACGCCUGCCUGGCGCUGCAUGGCAUCAACGGCAGUCCUGCCCGGCGUGCGCACACAGCUGCCGCUGUUCAGGCCAACUCAGCCCUGGCCGACUCGGUCACAGAGAAUGCCUUGUCGCAGACCAACUGGACCGCUCUCGAAACACUCGCCGAAGUCUCCCGGCAGAUCAACCAACAGAAUGCCGACGCGCCCCUCGAUAUCAGCCAGGCAACCUUCAGCCAUCCGCUCCUGGCCUUGACAUCGCCUCCCUUCGAGCUCCAGGAGCAAUUUACCUUGGAGAACCCGCCCUUGAGCUACGAUAGUCGAACCCACCAAGAGCAACAUCAGUUGCAACCCCAAGACUUGCAUGAGAAUGGGCAUACCCAUCUUAAUCACCAUCCCGACCAUGAUCAUGACAACGACCAUGAAAUGACCGAGGAGAAACUACGAAGCCUGCUCGAGGCCGAUGAUCAUGGGCAUGGGCACGAACACGGGCAUGGACAUGAGCAUGAGCAUGUGCAUCAUCAUGAUCAUGCUAUAGACUCUAACCUGUCUAUGGCCGCCGCUGCCGCUGCUCGUCUGAACCCUAACUAUGUGGAUUCACAGAUUCACCACCAGUUUCAGCACGAGCUGCCUCAACCCAUGGAGCAUGAUAACCCCAGUGCGCCUACGACCGAAACGACUACCACCGAGGAUCUCAACGCUAGCGCAACGGUUAUGGCUGAGAUGGACCAUAUGAGCAAUAUUGGCGAAUCAAGUCAGGAUGCUACAACAGGCAACAUCCCCCCCCACGAAGGCGAUGCCAUGGUUGUAGAUGGAGCGGCGCCCACGACCACCACUGAUGCUACGGCUGAUGGUGGUGAACUGAUAAUGGAUGAUUCCACACACGCUGAGCAGUCUGCCAAUUCGACUGCAAUCUCCAUGACCAGCGCGCCCUUGACAUCCCAUGAGUUCAUUCCUGCAUGGAGCGAGUUGACGUAUAUUCCCAACAAUAUCCAACCUCCUGCAACGGUCAGCGAUCAGAGUCAACAGCUGGCAUACACACUAAAUAAGGGUGGCUUUAGAAUGGACACUCUAGGCCCAAAUGGCACACGUGUCCGCCACUCGCGAGCCCGUUUUGACCCCACUCGAAGGAAGGAGGUCCAAGAGGUCAGGCGGAUCGGGGCCUGCAUUCGGUGUCGUAUCUUGCGGAAAGUCUGUUCCAAGGGGACACCAUGUGACACGUGUCGGAAAGUACUUUCGCCACGGGUCUGGCACACGGGAUGCACACGAACGAAGUUGGCUGAGCAGAUUGAGCUGUACUCUGCAGGCGUCCAGAUUGUCGUGGCUCAGAAACGUGUCAACAAAUUGAAAGAUGACUACAAAAUGUCCAACAAUGGUGUUGUGAUUGAAGCCUCACACUUCCAUGAGACCGGGCAUCAGAUCACGCUCCAAGUUCUUCAAGGUAUCCCCGCAACAGCCACCCAGGACGUCAAACCUGAUGCAGACAGCCCGUCCUCCGGGGAAACAAUCAUGAUCGACAACAGCAAAGUAGACAUUCCCGCGCAGGUGGAGAACUACAUGCGACGCAUGCUUCCUGAGUUCAUUAGCCGAGAGACCUCCUCCCAUGUUCGGGUCACACUAGAGUGCGCUCAGACAGUUGCACAUGACACCAAUGAUGAGUUACUCCGGCGCUCACUUGAGCUGUGGGGCCUUACAGAGAUCAUGGACCGCGAACGUCAGUGGUCUUUUCAUAAGAAGCUAAGCAAUGGUGAAUGCGGGGAUAUCUGGCUGAAGGACGAAACAUCCAACAACGAGCAUGACAAUGAGACAUUUACAACUUUCUGUACUCAGCUCACUGCUGGGGCUGAACGGAAGGCAGCCCAUACAAGCAAGAGUCUGCUUGUUGGAAUUCAACGGAAUCUGCAGGAUGGCCGAUCGAAACUUGGUUUUCCAAUGUUCCUGACGGCCAUGAUCUUUCUCAACUGCGUCGAAAAAAUGACUUGGUCUUUCAAAGCCUGGGAUGGAGAAGCACUUCGAUCAUUGUGGCCUUUAGAAAAGCAACCCGACAACUAUUAUAAUCAGGGAUAUGGCCUCUGUGACCUGCUGAAGAUGCUUCUCCACAUCCGCCACAUCAUGCCUAAGGUUUCCGAGGGGGAGCCUAACCAGCCCAUCAAGGCGGCGGAAGAAGAGGAUGAGACGAUCAAGAAGUACUAUGAAGAUCUCAAUGUUACCCCCGACUUCUUGCACAGCCGCCGUGAGAAUUUCUCAUUUGAUCAGUCCGACUCACACUCGCUUGAGUUCCUGUUCUGUUCUGCACUACUGCAGCCAUAG
Truncatella angustata is the source of this 2478-nucleotide messenger RNA. RefSeq lists its product as uncharacterized. Gene Ontology annotation, biological process: regulation of DNA-templated transcription. Bases 1 to 2478 code for a protein of 825 amino acids. The transcript is spliced from 2 exons. NCBI's taxonomy places the organism in Eukaryota, Fungi, Ascomycota, Sordariomycetes, Amphisphaeriales, Sporocadaceae. The record is from RefSeq and is a predicted model, not a curated record. Gene Ontology annotation, molecular function: DNA-binding transcription factor activity, RNA polymerase II-specific; zinc ion binding.